AAUUAUUUAGAAACAUAGAGAAAGAAAUCGUCUGCUGUUUUGCUUAUCAAAACUUUGAUUUUUUAUACUGAAUAUAAAUUAAUUUCUUUUGCAACCAUUUAUAUUUAAAAGAUUAAAAUGUUGUCUAGAUAUUCUUUUAGUAUUAGACGACAUAUUCAGGCUAGAUUUCAAAGUACUCUCGUGAUUGCUGAGCAUAAUAAUGAGACUUUAACACCAAUAACACAAAGUUCAGUCACUGCAGCAAAACAAAUUGGAAGUGACGUCACAGUCCUUGUAGCUGGCACAAAAGUUCAAUCUGUGGCAUCUUCAGUUGCUAAACUUGAUGGAGUGAAGCGAGUUAUCGUAGCUGAAGGUGAUGCUUUCAAAGGUUUUCUUCCUGAAGCGUUGACACCACUCAUUCUUGCUGCUCAAAAGCAAUUUAAUUUCUCGCACAUCGUUGCUGGAGCAUCAGCACAGGGAAAAUCUCUUUUACCACGACUUGCUGCAAAAUUAGAUGUCAGUCCAAUUUCAGAAGUCAUCGGAAUCAAAGGACCUGACACAUUUGUUAGGACAAUUUACGCUGGUAAUGCUAUUUUGACAUUGAAAUCUCUCGACCCUGUAAAAGUGUUGACAGUUCGUGGAACAAACUUUGAAGCAACUACUGAUGGAUCAGCAGAAGCGCCUAUAGAAAAUGCUCCAUCUGGAGAAUUUAAAACAGAUUUAUCAGAGUUUGUAGGACAAGAACUGAGCAAAUCUGAUCGGCCUGAAUUAACUGCAGCUAAAUGUAUUGUGUCUGGUGGACGCGGUUUGAAAUCAGGCGACAACUUCAAGAUUCUUUACGAUCUUGCAGAUAAAUUAGGUGGAGCUGUCGGUGCAUCACGAGCUGCUGUUGAUGCUGGAUAUGUUUCCAACGAUCUUCAAAUUGGUCAAACUGGUAAAAUUGUUGCUCCAGAACUUUACAUCGCUGUCGGUAUCAGCGGUGCAAUUCAACAUUUAGCUGGCAUGAAAGAUUCAAAGACAAUUGUUGCCAUUAAUAAAGAUCCAGAAGCUCCAAUCUUCCAAGUUGCUGACCAUGGGCUUGUUGCUGAUUUGUUCAAAGCUGUACCUGAACUCACUGAGAAAAUCAAGUAAAAAAAUGUCUAAAAUCAAAUUUUUAACCUUCUGAACGAGAUAACAUUCGAGGAUCGUGUCAUCGCGCGAUUUCGAUUGACUCCCGCAAUCUAAUUUUUCUGUUAUCAUCUAUCCAAUGAAAGAAAAGUGAAUUUCCAUGAAUAAAAUGUUUAUUGUUUUAAAUAUUGAAAA
This is a messenger RNA of Clunio marinus, 1281 nucleotides long. The record is from the annotation of a GenBank genome assembly. Lineage: Eukaryota; Metazoa; Arthropoda; Insecta; Diptera; Chironomidae.